This is a messenger RNA of Salvelinus namaycush (lake trout), 2223 nucleotides long. RefSeq names its product phosphomannomutase 1-like. Gene Ontology annotation, molecular function: phosphomannomutase activity. The record is from RefSeq and is a predicted model, not a curated record. The coding region runs from base 380 to 1186 and encodes 268 amino acids. The transcript is spliced from 8 exons. Gene Ontology annotation, biological process: protein N-linked glycosylation; mannose metabolic process; GDP-mannose biosynthetic process. Gene Ontology annotation, cellular component: cytosol. Lineage: Eukaryota; Metazoa; Chordata; Actinopteri; Salmoniformes; Salmonidae.
GUCGAGACAUUGUUGCAAAAUAAACCUGAGACGUGUAGAGCUGCCUGUGAUGAUUAUCUGAAUUCGAUCGGAAACGGUGGCAGACCUAUUCUUCAGUCUGAGGAUAAACUACAGUUCAACAACUAUUGGAUAUGGUUUGUCGUUAUCUACUAGACCGCAUGGCAUAAAUGAUUCAUCCAACUAGUGGUGGGCAUUACAUUUUACAGUGUACCGUAUUGUAGCCUAUACAGUAGUCUUUGUUUUGCAUUAGAGGCAAGAUCAGAAAAUUGUCACUCUUUCCCAGAAUAUUUCUUACACAUUAGUAACAUUAUCAUUACUUACACAAUAGUAACACUAUCAUUAUUUACACAUUAGUAACACUAUCAUUGCAAAAUAAGAAAUGGAUGAAUCAAAUGGUUCUUCAAAAAGGACUAUUCUGUGUUUAUUUGACGUGGACGGCACUCUUACCCCACCGAGAGAGAAAAUUGACCCUAAGCUGGAUGAGUUUUUCCAGUCUCUGCGCAGGAAAGUGAAGAUCGGCAUAGUGGGUGGAUCAGACUACUCAAAGAUCGCAGAACAGCUGGGGGAGGGAGAUGAAGUGAUACAGAAGUUUGACUAUGUGUUUGCUGAGAAUGGCACGGUGCAGUACAAAGAUGGGAAGCUCCUUUCCAAACAGGCCAUCCAGAACCAGAUAGGAGAGGAACUACUGCAGGACCUCAUUAACUUCUGUCUCAGCUACAUGGGGCUGAUCAAGCUGCCCAAGAAAAGAUUAAUGCCUUAUUCUGCCCUCAGGGGCACCUUUAUCGAAUUCCGCAACGGAAUGCUGAACAUCUCCCCCAUUGGCCGGAGCUGCACACUUGAGGAGCGAAUCGAAUUCUCUGAAAUUGACAAGAGAGAGAAAAUCCGGGAGAAGUUUGUUGCGGCCCUGCAGGAGGAGUUUGCUGGGAAGGGUCUACGAUUUACUAGAGGUGGUCUCAUCAGUUUUGACGUGUUCCCUGAAGGCUGGGACAAGAGGCUCUGUCUGGACGUGCUGGAGGGGGAGGGCCUGGACGCUAUCUACUUCUUUGGCAACGAGACAUCGUCUGGGGGAAACGACUAUGAGAUCUUCAACGACCCGCGCACCAUUGGUUUCACAGUAUACUCACCAGAGGACACAGCCAGGCACUGUCGAGAGAUUUUCUUCAAAGCUCCCACCAAUGAGUCGUGAUAAAUCGUGCAGCAGGCACUCUCACAGUCAGCUUCCCCUGGGCUCCCCCUGUUGUUGUGGGCAGUUACUAAGAGCACCUGAAGGAGAAGAGGUGGAAAUGGGAGGUAAACCACUACAGAUUUGUAAUCAAUGCAUUGUUGUUGUAUAAUAUUAUUCUAACUAGCACUGGACACAUAAAGGGAUCAUCAGUAAUUCACAUUGGCUGGACUCCCAUUGAAAUUAUUAUGAGAUGUGGACAGAUCUGCUUUUUUAAAGGGAUGGUAGCUCAAACAAUGUGAGGAAGUGUACUAAUGUUUUCAGUUUUUUAUCAUGACUAAGUGUUUCUCUAAGGUUUUAAUGUAAUAUCUGACUGUUUAACAUCUAUCAACCCAAUGUUUUUUGUAGCGUGUCCCUGUAUUUGUAUGUAACAUCAAAUUAACCAAAUGUCUUAUAGGCCCUCCUGUAAGACAAUCCUCUUUUGUGAAUAUCAUGUGAAGAUUUACAUACAUUUUGAGUAUAUCAUGUAAAUACUCACUUAUCUUUUUCACUAAUAUUGAUACAGUUAUCUGACAAACUGGGUUUUGGAUCAUUUGUUUUCUUUGUGAAUGUAGGAAGUGACUAGUGUUGUCUUUGAACAAAAUGGAGCGAGACAGAAGAGAGAAAAUGUGUUUUUUUGCUCUGUGCCAGUCCACUUUCAGAUUAAGUGCCUAUAGAAAGUCUGCACCCCCCCUUGAAUUUGUUUCACAUUUUGUUGCGUUACAAAGUGGGAUUGAAAUAGAUUAAUUGUAAUUGUUUGUCAAGUUUUUUACAAAUGUUUAAAAAAAAUUAUAACUAAAAUAUAAUAAUUCCUUUAAGUAUUCACCCCCUUUGUUUAGGCAAGCCUGAAUUAGUUCAGAAGUCAAAUGUGGCUUAACAAAUCGCAUAAUAAUUUAUAUGGACUCACUCUGUACUCUGUGUGAAAUAAUAGGGGUUGACAUUAUAUUUUUUUAUGACCACUUCUUGCUCUGUCCUCCCAGGGCUUUUUCGAAAGCUUCAAAAAUAAAGGGCAGUGAUUGGUA